GGUACUCUGCGGAGUAGCGGAUACUGCAUACUUCUUGGUUGGAAGCUGACGGGCAAAUCAUGAAGCCGGUUGUUUAUUGAGGUUCGUUCCUUUCUCCUUAAUUUCUCGUCGUCGAAAGCCCCGCUGCCCUUUUCUGAACGUGGGUGUACACCAGUAGCACUAAACAGGCACAUUAAAUAAGCGUUGUUUGAAUGGGAUUCAACCUGCAAAGCGUCUAGCCAUACCACGGGAAGCUGCGGUUUACAAUCGGCUGCACGUUUAUUGCAGUGCAAUUGGAUGCAAGGCACUGGAUAACUCGGCACAGGAUUGCAAGCUACUAGAACUGUAGCCACACUGACUUCUGAGUAAAUGUAGAACAGAAACGGACUGCAAGAUCUUCUGUGGUGUGUGUGUGGGGGGGCGGGGGGGAGAAGAAAAAUCCAUCUCCCCGCUUAUUCUACCGUGGAGUAAUGCGACAGAAAGCAAACAAAGUCAUCUAUCAAUCAUUUCAAGUGGAUUUAAAAACUACAGCGCGAUCCCGGCAGGGGAUACAAAUAAUGUUUAAUGUGCAACCCUCUUUCCUAAUCUAAAUAGUCGCGAUCUCCUUUGAGAUGAUGUCACAUUGCGGCCGAGGACAUCUUUUCCGCGAUUAAAAAGAUAGAGCUUAAAGAGCCUUUUUCUUUUUUUGGGCUGAGCCUUGAGACUGAUUUCUCUCGCAGAGGGCGCUGUGUGAGACAAGAGGCCCUCCUCUCGGCUAAAACGUUUCCGGGAUUCAAUUUUCCUAGUUUUCUCCGGCCCACGUGGAAGCUUUUGAACCUCGCAGCGGGUUGCUUUCUCUCGGCUUGGUCCUCUUUUUUUUUUCUGGCAGGCUACGUGGAUGGAUGCUACUCUAUUCUUGGAGAUUAGGGAGAAGAUGAAGAGCGGAUUGCUGAUUAUUCGUGAAUUAAAUCCAGAAAGCUGGCCUGUGGAUAUUACUCUGAUGCCAUCUUUAAUAGAGCUAAAAAGUGCUGAAGCUUGCAGAGCUUUCAGCCUUCCACCAGAGGUCAGGAUUGUGCCUUCUACUUGCCGAGGACUACAAUAUCAGCCUGGGGAAGGCUUACAUAUGAGGCUGCUUGUUCAAGCAGAUUUCAGUACAAAAUUGACAUCAGCUGUUGGUAACGGCCUAAAAUCCAAAAAGAGUUGUACUUUUUUCUGUCAACAUUGUGGGGAGAGUGUAAUUAAUAAUAGGAUAUUUCUCCGGGUUCUUUCACUUCCUUUUGAGAACUGGAGUGAUUUGGUUGACGAAUGGUGUUGCCAUCCUAACCCUUUCAACGAUAGCCUGCUUCAUCCCCAAAUUGAUGACUGUUUCCUUGGACACAAUUACCUCCUGAUUAAUUCAAGAACUGAGUUAUCAGAAACAGAAACUGGAAAGCUUCAUUCAGAGGAUGAGUGGACUACAAGUAGUGAGAGUGUUUUGAAUUCACAGGCAAAUGGUAAAGUAAUUUGUAAGCGCUGCAAGAUGUUGUUGGGAGAAGCUAUGCCCUCAGGUGUCAUAAAAUACUAUUUCACAGAAUUGCUUGUUCAGCCAUCUGAAGACAGCUUUUGCAUAAUACCAAGGUCUUCCUUUAUACAGAAUGUUGUAGCCAGGUGCUUCAUGGAACUCACAUUUUCUAGAAGCACAUUUAGGUUCAGCAUCCAAGGAAUGGAUGGCACAGUCUAUAUCUUGAUCUGGGUAUUGAAUUGUGACACACUGAUGGUGGAAAUGUCAGGAAACCCAGUUUCCAAAAACAUUUUUACAUUACUUGAACCUGAGCUGUCAUCUCCUUUGAGGCCUGCUGAGAUUCAUAAGGCUGUUAAAGUUCUUUACCAUCCUUGUACUGAGAACAGAAACAAGGAUCUUGUUGAUGCAUGGAGAGAAGAUAUUGGAGUCUCUCCCCUGACAUUUCCAUCAAAAACCUGUUUGGAACUUCUGUUGAUACUAUCUCAGAGUAAUGCUUCAUUGCCUCCUUCUCUUCGCUGGAUGAAUUCUUUCCAGGUUGCUUUUCUGAAAAUGUAGCAUGACCUGUAAAGAAAAAA
Pseudonaja textilis is the source of this 2034-nucleotide messenger RNA. RefSeq names its product ubiquitin protein ligase E3D (gene UBE3D). Gene Ontology annotation, molecular function: cyclin binding; ubiquitin protein ligase activity; ubiquitin conjugating enzyme binding. NCBI's taxonomy places the organism in Eukaryota, Metazoa, Chordata, Lepidosauria, Squamata, Elapidae. Gene Ontology annotation, cellular component: nucleus; ubiquitin ligase complex; cytosol. Gene Ontology annotation, biological process: protein monoubiquitination; proteasome-mediated ubiquitin-dependent protein catabolic process; protein autoubiquitination. The record is from RefSeq and is a predicted model, not a curated record.